Molecule: messenger RNA, 3520 nt
Organism: Mus musculus (house mouse)
Lineage: Eukaryota; Metazoa; Chordata; Mammalia; Rodentia; Muridae
Gene: Btbd18
Product: BTB domain containing 18
Exons: 5
Coding region: 759-2930 (723 amino acids)
Biological process (GO): positive regulation of transcription elongation by RNA polymerase II
Cellular component (GO): nucleus
Source: RefSeq, marked validated
AGGAACCCUCGACGCCCGGAGCGCGAGGCUGGCAGCGCGCGGUGUUUAGCCUGGGCCGCGUGGCCUCAGACCUCGUCGUCAUCACUCCCAGUGCAUGUGGGUGCUGGAGACCCGCAGCGGCCCGAGGGCGCCAAGGAGAAACUACAGAACCCGUGUGGACGAAGCCAGCGGUGACCGCGAGGGCCAGCCCUGAUUUCAGGCCUCCACUAGCGCCUUGCUCCAUUCCCAGCACCCCUCGCGCCGAAGAGCCUUCUUCAAAGGAGUUGGGCCUGGGGGCCCCAGGCGUGUGGGGGUGACCUGCUUUGCAGGGCCUUCUGUGCCACCGUUUCGCCACUAACCCUCAUUUUCUUGUUUCUGGAGUGGGAGGGGAUCGCUGAGGUUGUGGGGGCAACCUCUGCUGCUUGUCGCAACCUUUCGGCUUGAGGCUGGACAUUAGGAGGAGACCAGCAAGCAGACAAGAGGACCGGAGGAAAGUGAGGACAACAGGAACAAAUUCUACUGCAGAACAAUUUCAGUUUUGACGUGAACUAUUUGGACUCUUCAGUGCUACCUGACAGAAAACUACGUAACGGUACCGGAAAAAGAACGCACAGUUGUACGGGUCUCAUAUAGCCUAGGCUGGCCUUGAUGGAUGUCUGCCUCCUAAGAACUGGAAUUUUAGACAUGCUCCCCCAUGUCUGGCUUAUUUAAAAAUUUUUAGAAGCCUUACAAGGAAUCUGAACCAGGAAAACCUAGAAGGUUUAUUAACCAAAUACAACAUGUGCUCUCCUGCCAGUUCCAAAAUCCUGUACAGGAACCCCCGGUUCCUCCGGGUAGCUUUUCUACAGCUUCAUCACCAGCAGCAGAGUGGUGUGUUUUGUGAUGCCCUUCUGCAGGCAGAGGGUGAGGCUGUCCCAGCCCACUGCUGCAUCCUGUCUGCCUGCAGUCCUUUCUUCACAGAACGCUUGGAGCGGGAAAGGCCGGUUCAGGGUCGGAAGGUUGUGCUGGAGAUGGGAGGCCUAAAGAUCCAAACACUAAGGAAGCUUGUGGACUUCCUGUAUACGUCAGAGAUGGAAGUAUCUCAGGAAGAAGCCCAGGAUGUGCUGUCUGCUGCCCGUCAGCUCCGAGUGUCAGAGCUGGAAACCCUUCAGCUAGAGGGUGGGAAGUUAGUAAAGGCUCCGCAGGGUCGAAGACUAAACAGAGAGUGCUUACAACCGCCGGCUGCUGCGCCAAUCUCUGCCAGAGUGGUGGGACCCAAGAGUCGCCCUCAAACUCCACUGCCUGUCACCCAGACUCCUAGUCCUCUUGGGGCAGUGAGGUUGAAGUCCUUAGGGGAAGAAGAGGGGGCUCACAAAAAGACUAACCUGCCAAAUGCAGAUAGCUUGUCAGAUACUCAGCUCAAGAAGAAAGCCAGAGUUUGCCUGACUCAAGAAAGCAGAUCAUCUCCAUCAAGCCAGAGAGAAGGACCUAAGGAAACCAAGAGUAACCCUGGUCCUACAGCACUUCCCAGCUUGUACCCUUCUGUGGAUGAGCAACUGUUGCCCAGAAAGAUCAGGCUGAGCCGCUCAAAGCCUUCACCCCAUGUCUAUACAUCUACACCUUCCAGCAUAUUAAGUGGUCCCAGCUCAAUGCCCACAGCCCCUGGCCGCCGUCUUUGGAGGCAGAGAACUGUAAGUAAAGAAGCACAGGGUGUGGAUAAGCAGAAACCAGGGGAAGUCCGUCCUCUACAGAGCACUCCAGACCCAUCCGAUGUUGGGAAGCCGGCUGAGAACAAGAAGCAGAGCCCUGAACUCAGAGCCCCUACCUCCAGCUCUGUAGAGGAGGGGCAGGUUGGAAGAGUAAAACUUAGGAAGAUUGUCAAUGGCACCUGCUGGGAGGUGGUACAGGAGCCUCCCCUCAGAAACACUCAAGAUAGCCCCCAGAUCCUAGAACCCUCAGAUGUAGAAGAGCCUUCUGGAACUCUGCUGUCCUCAGUUAAUGAGCAGGAAAUACCUGCUAGAAUACAACUGUGUCAGGACUCCCCAGAGAGCCCUAGGCUUCAAGACAUUCUGCUCUCUGCUAGCCACUCCCCAGACCACCCUAUGGUGAAGUCAGAGUUUGGGUCUAGUCCAAUGCUGACAGGGAAGGAAUCUGACUUGAAUAUUGACUGCAGAGAGCCCUACACAUUCGACACAACCUUGCUUGGCCAACCUUGUGAGGCUGAGCAGUAUCGAAUCACAAGUGCUGCAGCUACCAGUGAACUGGAAGAGAUUUUUGAUUUUAUGCUAUGUGGCUCAGAUGUUGAGCCACCAGUAGGAUCUUUGGAGAGUCCUGGGGCUGAAGGCUGCAGAACCCCAAGUUAUCACCUGUCAGAAACAGGAAAGAAUUGGAUUGAAGGGGAAGAAUGGUGUUUGCCAGACAUGGAACUCUGGCCCAGAGACCUCACAGGAUUGGAAAAGGAACCAGUUAGUGAGAACAAAGAGCCAGUUGAGCCCUUUAGUCCCCUUGUCAUGCGCUCUGAGAACACAGAAUCAUUUGAGCCCCUUAGCCCCCUUGUCAUGCCCUCUGAGGUGAGUAGAGAGGAACUUUCACUAAGAGGCUCUUGGACUCCAGACCUUGAAAUUACCAGCUCCCAGCCACUGGAUGGUCAGGGAGAAAAACUUCUCCACUUUGACUCCUCUGACCCUUCGCAGAGAUCUUAUAAUCAUCUCUCUCCUCCAUGCUCAGACUGGGCAGAGACAGGUCUGGAAGUGUCCCUAGGCAUGGAUGACGUAUUGUGUCCUGUUCCCAAGGCAGUCAGAGAAGUGUCUGCCAACCCUGAACAGCUGGACCCACUUCCUGGCAGUUCUGAAGAUGAAGAGAUUGAUGUGGUAGACUGGACAGUGGAAAAGAAGCUGGGGCCCACUAGUGUUCCCUCUGUUUGGCCUGACCCUUCCUCAGAGUCAGAAACUGAGGUAGAUAUACUAACAUAGUGGAGGCAGGAGGGCAGGUUAGAGUUCCUGGGAGGGUGAUAACUGUUCAUCAACAGAAGGCGUUCUUGGCAGAAAAGCAAGCACCUCCUCAGAACUGAUCUCCCCUCCUCAGGUUUCCGCACCAGGCAGAAGUCAAACAGCAAUACCAUGGUUAGAAAAUUAUGAACAAAGCAAUUUCUUUGUAAUCCAUUUUUCAGUGACAAAACUAUGUGGUACCCAACUCAGGUCAUAAGGAUAGUUAUGAGUAGCCUCUCAAUUCAUGAGAUAUCUUAUAGUCACUGAAAAUUCAGGGAACUUCAAGCACUGUUUGUGGUUGUAUUCAAAGAAGGUUUGAGAAGGAAUGAAGCCAUGUUAAGUAGAACACUGAAAUGAGUGGAAUCUCUAAAUUGCCCAGGCUGGCUUUGAACUUUGACUUCUGCCUCAGCCUCCUGUAGCUAGUGUUACAGGCUUGUGCCUCUAAGCCCAGCCUAUGGGGCUUACUCACUGCCAGUAUGGGAAGUCAAGGAAAAGCUGCCACAGAAGCUAGAAAGAUGUUACUUCCACGACCACUUCUGAGAAGUAGAUUAAAAGUAGUUGCUUUUAAAAAACAG